This is a messenger RNA of Serendipita indica DSM 11827, 351 nucleotides long. Lineage: Eukaryota; Fungi; Basidiomycota; Agaricomycetes; Sebacinales; Serendipitaceae. The record is from the annotation of a GenBank genome assembly.
AUGUCGCAAAGUCUUCCAGACGACACCCUGCGCAAGAUACAGCAACAAGCCGUCAAUGCCAACCGGAACCUCUCGCUCACAAAGGCUCAGCUCUCCGCUAAGGAACGAGAGCGGCGAAUGGUUCAGUUGACAAUCAAGGAGAUUUCCGAACUGAAUUCGGCGGAUGGGAAGGAAGUGAAGAUGUUCAUCCAAGUGCCAAAGGCAGAUAUGGAAGGAAGACUGAACAAUCAAGAAAAGGAGCUGUCAGAUGAAGUCGAUGGUCUGACUAAAAAGAGCAAAUAUCUCGAGAAGGAGUUCAAUGAAGCUCAGGGACAGCUACGGGAUAUUUUUCAAAGCAGUACCCGACGAUAG